AUAUUUCAGUGCAGAUCUAGGGAGAAAGGCUUUGCAGUAACAUGGGAAGAUACCCUGUGGCUCUUCAAAUCAGCAACUCAUUCUAGCUCCAGUGCUCAUCCAGAUCUGUCACUCAUUCCCCUCUGACACCAUAUUCCUUGUACAGAUCAGUCAUGUACCUCCGACUUUGGUGGCUCCUAUUUUUAUGGGAUGUUCAAACAUAUUUUGCACAGAAUUAUUUUGAAGAAAGAAGAGUUGGGAGAUUUCGUCCCAAAGCUUUGACUGGAAACCCAGAGGAGAAAGUCUCCAACCUCAGUGAGCAAGAUGAAGACUGCAUUCUGGAAAUGGCCUUCUUACUGGACAGUUCAGAAAGCGCCAAGGACUACAACCACAAUAGAGAAAAAAAGUUUGUGUUGCAAAUGGUUGACAAGCUGAAAGAAGUGAAGCCGAAUUCUGGCCGUUCUUUCAGCUGGCGAAUGGCACUGCUACAAUACAGCAGCACCGUGGUAAUAGAACAAACGUUCAGAGACUGGAAAGGCCCAGAGAACUUCAAGUCCCGUAUAGCACCAAUAGCAUACAUUGGCCAUGGAACAUACACAUCCUAUGCCAUAACAAACCUUACCCAAAUCUAUAUGAAUGAAGGGACACAUAAAAGUGUCAAAGUAGCCAUCCUUAUAACAGACGGAGUCGACCAUCCAAGAAACCCUGAUAUUUUUGCAGCCACAUCAAAUGCAAAACAUCACGAUAUCAAGCUUUUCACCGUGGGAAUGACUUCUGUAGCCAAAGAAACAGCCAAUAAUGCAAAACUCAGAUUGCUGGCCAGUGUCCCUGCUACAAGAUUUGUGUUCCAUAUGCUGGACCCUGAUGUGGUGGAUAAAAUCCUGAAGGAAGUGAAAGAACUUGCAGAGGAAGGGUGUCCCCGAGUCUGCUCAUGUGAGAAAGGAGAAAGAGGACUCCCAGGGCCUGCAGGUAAAAAAGGACGACCAGGUGAUGAUGGCAUCCCUGGACCAAAGGGAAUAAAGGGUGAAGCUGGACUAAACGGAAUUCCUGGGAGAGAUGGACUUGAGGGGAAGCCGGGGUACAAAGGAGAGCCGGGUGAAAGAGGGGAAUGUGGAAUACCAGGCAUAAAAGGAGACAGAGGUCCAGAGGGUCCAACUGGCCCUAGAGGAUUAAGAGGUAUACAGGGAAUUCAAGGGCCUCCAGGUGAUCAGGGACCAGAAGGCUUUCAAGGAUCAAAGGGUGACAGAGGCAUAUCGGGCCUUCCUGGAUUACCUGGAGAAACUGGAAUUGGAUUGCCUGGUCCUAAGGGUGAUAUUGGAAUACAAGGCCGACCUGGCCCAAGUGGACCUCCGGGAAUUGGAGAACCAGGACCAGCAGGGCCUCAAGGAUCACAAGGUGUUCCGGGAGAAAGAGGCACACCAGGGGAAGGGCUGCCUGGACCAAAGGGAGACCGAGGAUUUGAAGGGCCCAGAGGACCACGUGGUCAACAAGGACUCGGCAUUAAAGGUGACAAGGGGGACUUUGGACCUCCUGGUUUGCCUGGGCCUGUUGGUUUAACUGGUGCUGGAAUUCAAGGAGAAAAGGGAAUACAAGGUCCUGUAGGACCAGCUGGAAUGAGGGGACCACCAGGAGAAGGAUUAAUAGGAUCCAAGGGUGAGCAAGGCCUACCCGGAGAGUCUGGAGUACCUGGAGAACGAGGGAUUGGUGAACCAGGCGCCAAGGGAGAACCGGGGUCUACGGGAUUAGCUGGAUUACCUGGUCUACCCGGUGAGGACGGAGCCCCUGGACAAAAGGGGGAGCCAGGGCUGCCAGGUCUCAGAGGCCCUGAAGGGUCCCCCGGCAUUGGCAUACAAGGUGAAAAGGGUGACCAAGGUCAGCGAGGUAUUCGUGGAUUGACAGGACCCCCUGGACCCUCUGGCCCAUCAGGACCAAAAGGUGAACCUGGUGCCCCAGGACGUCUCGGAAUGCCGGGUCUUCCAGGUCGCGCUAUUGUUGGUCCUAAGGGUGACCUUGGCCUUCCAGGGCCUCAGGGAUUAAUAGGGGAACCAGGCAUUGGCAUUGUUGGUCCAAAGGGUGACAGAGGUGGCCCAGGACCACCAGGACCAUUUGGACCAAAAGGAGAUGGUUACCCAGGUCUACCCGGGAUGCCUGGGAUGCCUGGACCUCAGGGAGAACCUGGACCUGAAGGAAUCGGACUUCCAGGAUCAAAGGGUGAUCAAGGUGCAAGAGGACCUUUAGGUCUUCCUGGUCCCCCAGGAGAAGGAUUAUUAGGACCUAAAGGUAAUCAAGGGAAAACAGGAUUGCCCGGUCAACAAGGUCCCCCAGGGGAAGGUAUACAAGGGCCAAAGGGAGAACAAGGAAUUCAUGGAGGACCAGGCCCCCGUGGACCUCCAGGAGAAGGACUUCUAGGUCCCAAGGGUGAUCGUGGUGCUCCUGGUGAAAGAGGAAGAAAAGGAGAUAAAGGUGACAUUGGAGAAAGUGGAGCUCCAGGGGAAGUUGGGAGACCUGGCGUAAAGGGAGAAGUUGGACUAACGAGAGAAGAUAUCAUUAAGUUAAUCAAGGAAAUCUGUGGCUGUGGUGUUAAGUGCAAGGAGAUCCCUAUGGAGCUGGUGUUUGUAAUUGAUAGCUCUGAGAGCGUGGGGCCUGAAAACUUUGAAAUCAUCAAGGACUUUGUGACAGCUCUGGUGGACAGGGUGACCGUGGGCAGAAAUGCCACUCGCAUUGGACUCGUCCUCUACAGUUUGGAUGUCCAACUAGAAUUUGGGCUGAACAGGUUCACCACCCAGCAAGAUGUAAAGCAAGCCAUAAGGAAGAUGAUGUACAUGGGAGAGGGCACAUACACUGGCACAGCUAUACGUAAAGCAACACAGGAAGGUUUUUUUGGAGCUAGAACAGGAGUGCGAAAAGUGGCCAUUGUACUAACAGAUGGACAGACAGACAAGAGAGAAUCGGUGAAGUUGGACAUUGCUGUCCGCGAGGCUCAAGCUGCUAACAUUGAAAUGUACGCCAUUGGAAUUGUCAAUGCGUCUGACCCUACACAGGUCGACUUCUUGCGGGAGCUGAACCUCAUUGCUUCUGACCCUGACAGUGAACACAUGUAUCUGAUUGAUGAUUUCAACACCCUUCCAGCUCUGGAAUCCAAACUGGUUAAUCAGUUCUGUGAAGAUGAGAACGGAGCUCUUAUUUACAACAGGAUUGGAAGUACAAUAAAUUCAAUGGUCAUGCAAAAGGGAUCUCUUAGUUCCACUCACUCAAUAAGUCAAAUCAACAGGGAAAGGUACAAUCUAUACAACAGACAGAUUGAACUGGAAAAUGAAAAGAAAACAGCACAAACAGAGGAGAAGUAUCAACCGCAACCCCAACCAACCAUAGUAAUUAAACUGCAAGAGGAAGAGGAGGAGGACUAUGAUGAAGAGGAAGAGGAGUCAGAAAACAUUACAGGUGGUUUGGACACAAGAGGAACAGUAAUAUCAUCUUCCACGCAAACAUCUUCAUCAUCUCAAUCAUCGUCAUCUUCAUCUUCUUCGUCAUCAUCCCAAUCUUCCUCCUCAUCCACGCAGCCCAUAUCAACAUCCAAAUCCACAUCGACAGUGAUAUUGUCACCAUCGGGUUCCUCUGUGCUCAUUGAGCCAUCAGUACCUAAAACAGUAUUCAUCCAGGAUGCACGAUGUACUCUGAUUUUGGACCAGGGUCCAUGCCGAACAUACAUCAUUAAAUGGUACUAUGAUAAACAAGCCAAUUCCUGCGCUCAGUUCUGGUUUGGUGGCUGCAAUGGAAACAGUAAUCGUUUUGAUACGGAAGAAGAGUGCAAGAAAAUCUGUGUGUUCAACGGAGAGGGAGAAAUCUAAUGGAGAUUCUGCGGCUAUGAGGCGACGGGUUCCUGAUCAUGAAACUGAAGGAUGAAAGUGUUGGGCACUCCUGUUAUAUAUGCUCUGAAUGUAUAUACAUAUGGCAGAAACACUGACGGAAGGUUGAAUUGCUGACGUUUUCAGAUUUAUCUGAAAAUCACAGAUUUUAAUCCUCAACAAUAGGUCAAAAUUGAGGGGAAUCUGUAUUUGACCCGGGACGCUCCAGUGUUGUUCAUUUUCUACAGGUCAUGUGAUCAGAUCUCUGAUGUGUCCAUAUUUAUUACCUGUAUGUUUUAUACUGUCCUUUCUGUACCUAGAUUUGUGUGCCUUCACUUUCCAAGGCGCAUGUUUUUAAUGAAUGCAGGACUGCAAAUUGUGCUCUUUUUAAAUGGCAAUAAAAUGUGAUGUAAAUUGCACUGUUAA
Xenopus tropicalis (tropical clawed frog) is the source of this 4250-nucleotide messenger RNA. RefSeq names its product collagen alpha-1(XXVIII) chain. Lineage: Eukaryota; Metazoa; Chordata; Amphibia; Anura; Pipidae. Gene Ontology annotation, molecular function: endopeptidase inhibitor activity; serine-type endopeptidase inhibitor activity. The coding region runs from base 153 to 3827 and encodes 1224 amino acids. The record is from RefSeq and is a predicted model, not a curated record. The transcript is spliced from 37 exons. Gene Ontology annotation, cellular component: basement membrane; collagen type XXVIII trimer.